AUGACCGAAGCUGCAGUACCGCCAAUUCCCGCUGCCGCGGCCAAGAAGAAGUUUGCGACCCCUCCUGUUAAGAUUGCUUGCCUCUCCUGUCGAGCUUCACGAACACGAUGCGAUGGAGCCAGCCCGUGUGCCAGUUGUAAGAGCCGGGGGCGCGACUGCGUCUACAAACCGAGCAGAAGAGGAGGCGCUCGUGUGAGGCGGAAACCGCGGCCGGUUGAUGAACUGGCUCAGCAAAACCCGGGCUUCAAUGGCGACAUGCCUGUCGAUGAGGCCACUCCUCAAGACCUCGUAGCCAUAUCUCUCCAGAACUACAUCGACCCUGGAGCAGGCCUGAAGCAGCUUCAAGACUUUUUCCAGGACAGCGAUUUCAUCUUUGACACCCUGUUCAUGUCUGGCGUGCCGGGAAGCACCAGCGGCGAGAGCGCAUCUGAAGCCUCUUUCAACUUUCCCACUCCCCCUGUUCCUGUCGCCAGGACAUACAAGAGCGACCAAGCCAUUCUGGAUGCCUACUACAUCUUCAUUCAUCCCUUCUUUCCGAUUCUCCCUCCGCCCAGCGGUCUGCCCAUCGACCAGGCUGUACCGCACUUCCAGAAUGAUACGGAGACAUUCCAGGACGAGUACCAGCCCUCAACCCCGGUUAGCUUGGCUAUAUCCGCCAUCUUGGCUCUGAUUCCGUGCGCCAACGACACCAACCACUUGAGCAAGGAGUCGGUCGUUUUCCGACGUCGAUACGCCCAGUACCUGGCACAAUGCGCAGUCGAGAGCAUCGAAAUCGAGUCCGAAAUCCCCGACUCAUCCAUCGAGCCACCAAAGGCACUGAACGAAUCGCCAGACGAUUUUCCUCGGCAACAAUUCCACCCUGGCGUGCCAUUGGAGUUGGAAAGCAUCAUCGCGUUGGACAUUCUAAGCGUCUACGAGUAUGCACAAAGAGGCAACUUGAAGAAGAUGCAAGCGAGAGCGGGUCAGGCAUUAGUAUCCGCCAUGUCCCUAGGAAUCCACGCCUGCACUGAGGACGACAUUUUCGCCGAGGCUCGACGAAGAGUCUGGUGGAUGACGGGUCCAUCGUCAGUAAUACUGUGUGUAUCCCCCUUCAUCCCACUUGAAGCACUUACUGACGCUGUGGAGGAGCCGCCCUUUUCAGUGUUUACACCGAGCUAUACGACCAAGUACCCGACCAUCCAAUCAGACCCUGAGGCCUUUGCCGUGUAUAUCCAGGCCCAGCAGGCUAUCCUGUCGGCAACACAGUUCGUGAUUGAAUUGAACAAGACGGUCAAGAGCGGUGGCGACAUGACGCGCAUCUACGCGAGGAUGAAGGAGAUGGAGCAAUACUUGGAGCCCCUCAACACGGUUGCAGAUUCGUGGAUACUGCAGUCCACCACGACGACGCCACUCGAUCCCACUGAGGAGAUCCUUUCCCGGUCUCUAAGCGCGCGGAUCAAGAUCCACCGUUAUUGUGCCUUCUUUGACAUGCCUGUGUUUUCAGGAAAGCACUGCGACUUGAGGUCCAAGGCCGACAAUGACAACGGCAUCGAGCCAAAGUCGUGGCCUUCGUGCUCUUGUAGCACAAUGAUGACCCUAGCUUCCCCGCCGGUGACUAGCUCAAAUGGAACGGCCUCGCCACCAAACUCGGGAAAGAGAUCUCCUCAGUCGGACCACUCACCCAAUGGGAGCCCGCUGGCGACUUUUCCUUUCAGCAGCCACCAGUCGGCUAAGAUUUGCCUCAAAGCGGCCAUCAACAUUGCUAAUUCGUUUGACGACUUGCCAUACCCGAACCCCUUUGGCCAGCUCUGCCCUGCGCCGUGUUAUCUGGCGCCCACGUCGACGAUUGUGUGCCCUAGGACCAUGCCUUCCUUCGCUUGCUGCGCCAUGCAGUGCGCGUAUGCAUUGCUGAUGGUCAACCACAAAACAAAGGCCAUGUAUCCCGAGAAUGCCCUGACAACCCCAAUGGUGGAGAGCUUGCUUUUGCGCCUGCAGACGGGCUUGGCCUCCAUCUCCGCGACGCUUGAGAACUAUGCUACGGCCUUUGAGGCCCUCGGCGGGAUGCGCGACCAAAUUCGCAGUGUUAUCGAACCCACCAUGAUGGAGCCGGAUUUUGCCACGCUCGCCGUCCACGGUGGCCAAGAGCCGGAUCCCGUCAACGGUUCAAGAGCUGUCCCUCUGUACCAGACAGCCGCCUACAACUUUUCCGAUGCUGCCGAUGGCGCCAGCAAGUUUGCAUGGAGCAAAGAUGGCUACGUCUACACGCGCAUGGGCAACCCGACCAACAGCGUCUUCGAGUCGCGCAUGGCGAUGCUCGAGGGCGGCGUCGGUGCCGUGGCCGCCGCCUCGGGCCACGCCGCGCAGUUCAUGGCCCUGACGAAUUGCUGUGAGCCAGGCCAGAACUUUGUGAGCACCAGCUGGUUGUACGGCGGCACCUACAACCAGUUCCGGGUAUACAUGAAGAAGUUCCAUAUCGACGUCAAGUGGGUUGUGGGCAACGAGCCUGCCGACAUCGAUGCGGCUAUUGACGAGAACACGCGGUGUGUCUACAUCGAGACGAUCAGCAACCCGAAGCAUAGCGUGCCCGAUAUCAAGGCGAUUGCGGACGUCGCACACAAGCAUGGCAUCCCGCUCAUCGUCGACAACACGUUUGGCAUGGGCGGCUACCUGUGCCAGCCCAUCAGGCAGGGCGCCGACAUUGUCACACACUCCUGCACCAAGUGGAUCGGCGGCCACGGCACGUCCAUGGGAGGCAUCGUGAUUGACGGUGGCCACUUUGACUGGAGCGCGUCGGGCAAGUUCCCAGGCUUCACGGAGCCGGCGGACGGAUACCACGGGCUGAAGUUCUGGGACACGUACGGAUACAAGGCCCUCUCAGCCAAGGUUCGCAUGGACAGCAUGCGCGACUUGGGACCCUGCAUGAGUCCUUUCAACGCGUGGCUCUUCCUGCAAGGACUCGAGACGCUCGCCCUUCGAGGACAACGGCACGCGGAGAACACACAGAAGCUGGCCGAGUGGCUCGAGGCGCAUCCCAGCGUCAACUGGGUGCUCUACCCCGGCCUCAAGUCGCACCCCGACUACGAGUACACCAAGAAGGUCUUUACCAACGGCGCAGGCGGCGUCCUGACCUUUGGCGUUGCCGGCAACAUCGACCAAGUGCGCGCCGUCGUCGACAACCUCAAGCUGUGCUCGCACCUCGCCAACGUCGGCGACGCCAAGACGCUUAUCAUCCACCCGUGGGUCACGACGCACCAGCAGCUGCCCGACGAGGAGAAGAUCAAGGGCGGCGUGACGCCGGACCUCAUCCGCGUGUCGGUCGGCAUCGAGGGCUUCGAGGACAUCAAGAAGGACUUUGAGCAGGCGUUCGCGGCGGCCGGGCUGCCGGCGGCAGUGAAGACGGGCGGGGACCCGUUCGCGGCAGCGCUGAACCUCGUGUCGGGCGGGUUCAUGGGGAAGAAAGCCAAUAUGCCUCCCGCAAACCACUACAUCAACCCACUGGUCACGGGCAUUCUCAGACCUGCCAUCCCAAACGCUGCCAUCAUCACUGCAUCGUCAAUAGGCAGCAGCACCGCACGCGAUAGUUCUUGCGAGGCCCAGGCGGAUAGGUGGCCUACACCCCGACCGGCGGAAGCUCAAAGUAAGGACGACCUCCUCUUCGAUCCUAUAGCCCAUUCUGCCCCGCCGUUCAUCGUUGUUCGAGUCUCGCGGUCGCCUGCCGCAGCGGAGUUGUCGGGCACUAUCCUCACCCCCGACGAGGAAAAGGAAACAGACGAAGAUAGCAAGGAGAACGCGAAACAAGCGGCAACAUCUACACGCACCAGACCGACGACGAUGGCGGAGCGUAGACCGUACAACGGGGGCGGCAUCGUGCCCCCGCACAUCCGCACGGCCAUCGCCGAAAGCAAGAAUGCGUCCACAGAGGCCGCACCCGCAAAGACACCCGAGACCAACCCCGCCGGCAAGGAGAUACGCGCAGAGGAGUUUACGCGCAGCGGCUUCGUGCCCGCCUACGUGCUGAAGAACAUCGCGACAAGCGAGGCGUCGACGGCUGAGCAGCGCGCGGACGCGCAGGGGACGUUGGACCUGGACACGGCGCGGCGGGAGCGUGGGAAGGAUGCGGAAGGGCAGGGGGAGAAGUGA
Colletotrichum gloeosporioides is the source of this 4119-nucleotide messenger RNA. RefSeq names its product Homocysteine synthase. Gene Ontology annotation, molecular function: transferase activity, transferring alkyl or aryl (other than methyl) groups; DNA-binding transcription factor activity, RNA polymerase II-specific; pyridoxal phosphate binding. Bases 1 to 4119 code for a protein of 1372 amino acids. Gene Ontology annotation, biological process: transsulfuration; regulation of DNA-templated transcription. The record is from RefSeq and is a predicted model, not a curated record. Lineage: Eukaryota; Fungi; Ascomycota; Sordariomycetes; Glomerellales; Glomerellaceae. The transcript is spliced from 13 exons.